AUUGUUCGGAUUGCAAAAAUAAUCUAUAUGUUAAAUUAGUUCGGAAUUUAUAAGAACAUAUAAUUUAUGCAUUAUUGCAAGGCAUUUAAACGCGGUUUCAAGCAGUGAAAUAUGGUAUAAUUUAACUUCUGAUCCAAUGUAUUGAUUACUUUCUUCAUCGUCUAACUGAUAUCAGAUAGAUAAAAGCUAUGAAAUAUGGUGGACUGAAUAAAUAUAUUUCCAUAUUUUGAUACUUAUACCCGCAUUAAAUGUAAAUGACAACAUACGGAUAGAAAUAAGUUAAGAAAUUGAUGAAACGAAUCGAUAGCUCUUCCAUUCUAUAAUGAAAUUUUUUAUUAGCACAUCUAGUGCCAUCCUACCAUGGAACGUAGAUGUAAUCUCCAAACCGCUCACGGGGCGUGUUACUUUUGGAAUACUUAAUAGGUAUCCUAUGGUCCACGUUUCCAAUCUCAUUUCGAUCUACAGAAUGCUAACUAUCUAACACUUCACCAUCGGAAAUUUCAAAUCUUUUUCUGUUAAUCACCUUUCAAUCAUAUUCUUUAUCUUCAGUCUUUCUUUUUAUCUCUAAUAGUGCUAUUAUUAUGACUCAUUUGGUAACUUGAUAUUUCUGUGACAAAAGGGUGUGGCAACGUGAACUGGUUCAGGUCAUUCUCAAGUUUAACAUCGGUUAUGACUGACUAACUCUUAAUUAUUUAGCCACAUGAAUGAUCAUGGAACCUUUAGCGAACAUGAAUCAAAGACGAACAAAAUACUACAAGUCUGUUCGAUUCAAAACUAUGUUCCAUUUCAUUACUGGCAUCUGACAGAAAUAAUGUCCCCAGUUUUAUUCAUGGUAAUGUUUUAAAUCAAGAAAAAGGAUAUGGUUAUUUAACAUUCAAUGGAACAUUAUAUCAUCUUGCUAAAAGUUUUGGUAGUUUAGAAGCUAGAACAGGAUUUUAUCAUUUGAGAAUAAUAGCUGAAGAUUGUUCGAAUCCACCAAAGUCAACAAAAUCAUGGCCAAUUACAUUUGAACAUAUCCAAUCGGAUUUACCAAUUUGGUCUAAAACAAAAUAUACAUUUGAAAUAGAUUCAUUACAUAGACCAGGUUAUGAAGUUGGCAAAGUGACAGCAUACACAUCAGAUAUAAAUAUGACAGAAAAUAAUAAUUUUUUAUACGGUGACGAUACUGGUAUGUGCGCCUAUACAAUACAAGAUCCAAGUUAUUCAUUCGCAAUCAACGGGCACGGUGUCAUUCGAUCUUUGAUAAGAUUUAAUAAUCAUACAGAUAUGUUGUAUGAAUUCAAUGUAACUGGAUUUGAUUGUCAUCUUCCAAUACCGUACAGUUCUACAGUGCCGGUAACAGUUUAUGUAAAAGCAAUGUGUGUAUCACAAUGGAAUGGUAUCCCUAAAGAAAUUGAGUACUCGGCAUUAUCAAAUCCAUAUCCAUUUGCAUCGAAUGCAAAAUUUUCAAUUUGUCCACAAAGAAAUAACAAUUUCACUAAUCUUAUUGGUACUGAUAAUGAUGACAUAUCUGAUGGUAAAGCUGAUGAUUUAGACGAAGUAAUCACUGAAUAUGAUUAUUGUCCAAUAGAACAAGUGACAUUACGUAUGAAAAUUUUAUGGAGUAAAGAAGAUAUUAUUAUUCAUGAUGAUCAAACUAAUCAACCAUCUCCAUCGUUAUCGGCAGCAACAACAACAUCUUCAGAAUGUGAUUUGGAUUAUUAUUCAUUACUGGCUAACCGUAAAACAUGCAUUCUUUCAUCUCAAAGUAAAAUCAUCGACCUGUUACCAGAUGAACGACACCAAUCAAAUGAUGAUAUCAAUUUACCUAUUGUUGAAACUAUUCAAGGAAUAAAUGAAUUACCUAAAUAUAAUAAUAAAAAAUCUUAUCCAUCUAAUAUUUAUUAUUUUAAUGGUUCAAUGUAUUAUGAUAUAAAUAAAUAUCAUAAAUUUCAUAAAUUACACCAUUUUGAUAAUCAAUUAUUUACAAUAAAUUUUUGGAUGAAGCAUUCAUCAAUAUUCAAUAGAAAUAAUGAAAAAAAUUUACGAGAGAAUAUUUUAUGUAGUUCAGAUGAAUAUGAAAAGAAUCGGCAUCAUUUUGCUGUGUUUCUGCACAAUUGUAAACUGGUUGUGCUGAUACGUCGUGAACCGACCAAUGAAUCCAUCCUAUCAUCCGAUUCGUCUCAACUACUUCCAUCUCAAUGGCGUUUCGAUGUCGAUGAAGUAUGCGAUUCGAAUUGGCACCAUUAUUCGUUGACCUAUCGUCCACCAGAAACGACAGUUGUAAAUGGACAAAAGACCCUGGGAUCCAACUCAGAAAGUGAUAUUGAAUUACAAUUAUAUUUGGACGGACGAUUAGUACCAAAUAAUCCUGAACUAGUGCAAAUUGCUGAAAAUAUGCCUAUGGUACAUUUAUCUGUUAAAAAUCAUGAAUUUGUUCGUACUUCAGUUGGUGCUUGUUGGCAUGGACGUAGUGCUCAAUUUGCUCAACAUUUUGUCGGUUAUCUUGCUGGUUUAACUUAUACAAAUGGAUAUAUUCAAUCGGAUGAGGAAAUACUUUGUCUGACCAAUUGUGAACCACGUCUAAUUAUCAACGAUCCAACAUCAUUCAGUUCAAACACUAAUCAUUUAGAUACAACAAAUAUUCGUAAUUCUCAUUUGAAUAGUAUCAUUAUUCAAACUAAAAGUUUAAAUGAAUUAUCGAAAAUUCUAAGAAACGUGACAUUUUAUAAUCCAAGAUUACAAUAUAAACCACGAUAUCGACCGGAACCAGUGGCCAUACAAUUAAAUACUUUGUUUACCUAUGCAACAGAUUGUGAAAUACCCUCAACAUUUAAUCAAGUAAUUCUAAUUAGUCCAUUACCUCCAACUGAACAAACGUUGAUUUCACUUGAUACAUGGAACUCAAAUAUUCGUACGGAUCGAUAUCUUCAUAAACGGUGCCAUGGUCAUCAUAAUCAACCAAGUCACGAUUAUCAACAAUCUAAUGUUCAUCAACCAGCUUCUAUUCAUCGAAACAAAUCGAUACAUCAGUCAUUUGAUGAAAUAUCAACAUCAUUACCAGUCAAUUCACUUGUACUGUUUAAUGCAGAACAAUAUGAACAUGUGAACAAGACAUUCACAUCGAGAAAUCUCACAAAAAACAGUUUAUCUACUGGAGUCUAUAUAUUUCCAUACAUAACAAUCAUGUGGAAAACCCCAUCAGAAGUGUUGAAUUUGCAUAGUACAUCUUCGGAAUUUCAGCAAACAAUUUCAUCAUGUACAAUUGAUUUAUGCAAAGGCGAUCAAUUCAAUGGUGUAGAUAAUAUUUUAUCUAUUUCAGAAUAUAUCAUUUUAAAUCCUGAAUAUAUCAAAAAUGAUAUAAAAGUAUUUCAACGUUCAAAUGGAUUCCUUAUUCAUGGUAGUUCAGGUGUGUUAAGUUAUAUGAAUGCUUUGAAACAUGUUCAAUGGUUAUGUAAAGAUGAACAAAAUAACAUAAGUAGACGAUGUUUUAAUGUAUCAUGUGAAGCUAUGCUUCAAGUCUCUGAAAAGGAUCCAUUCAUGAUGAGAAAAGUGAAUAGCAAUGCCAUACAAUCUGAAUUUUAUAUUUAUCACGGAAAAUCAUCACAGCCGUCAGUUACUCCAUCAAAUGUACAACAGCAUUCAACAAGAUUAUCUUUGAGAGGAAAACCUCGUCUGGUAAAUAAAAGGGAUAUAAAUAGUCUUCAGCCAGCUAUGCAUUUACAAAAUAAAACAAACACUUGGAGUACGGGUAUUUUGCUACUUAUCAGCUCUUCUGUUUUGGCAGUUCUACUAAUACUGUUUGUUGCUAUCAAACGAAUUCACCGUGUUCAUUUAAAAUCUAAUCAUUUUGAAUCACAAACUCAAAAUCUUCAAAUGACACCAUUUGAUAUCAAUGCAUUAAAACAACAAAUGAAUGAAUAUCAGGAUGGAAGAAAGUCAGAAACUAGUGCUGAAAAAUUAAGAAAUUCAAGAUCGAACGACUGCAACUCUCAAACGAUGAUAAAUCAUCAUCAACAACAUGAGAAUGAACAAAAACACCAACCAUUACGAAUUACCCCGAAUCCAUUUGUCAAUCAAUCCGAUAUGAAAGAAUACGAAGCAAAAACUAUUUUGUUGGAUGAAAAACGUUAUGAUGCCACUUUGAAUAUGUCAUCAUCAAUAUAUAAUAAUAACAAUAAUGGUAAUCUUAAAAGUAGAUCACCAAUUGUAUGUAGUCCAACAAUUCAAUUCUAUGAAAAUCCAUUAAGAUCUGAUGAAGAGGAUGAUGAUGAUUUUCAAUGUUCAUGCAAUGAAAAUGAUCUUGAUGAUCUUGAUGUAAAUUCAAAAGAAUUACAAUUAAGAAAAUGAAUAGAAUCUCAAUUCAUUCAAAGAAGAACUAAUACAAGACAACAGUUCAAUACAAACAAACAAACAAACAAAAAUAACCCAGUUCGGAUACCUGAAUUUCCUUACAUCACUCAUUUAUUUCUGAUAUUUCUAAUCAUUAUUAGCUAUACUUUAUUCUAUAGUAACGGCAUUUAGUUUAGGCUAAUCUUUCAUUCAUUCAUAUGUUUACUUAUUAUUCAUUUCAUUGUGAUUAAGUUAUUUAUCAAAUUUCUUUUAAAAAUAUUCUGGAAUGUUCUUUGAUCGGUGAUCUUUUUUGUCGUAGAAAUUCUCUUCCAUCAUUUGUUAUUUGAACUUUAUACUCCCUUCACUUGUAUUAUUCACUUACUACACUUUCUUUGCACUAUUUUCAAUGUUCAGUAAUCAUAGUCAUAUAUGAUCAAUUUUAAAAAGUACACUUGGAUGGCAUUUACUUGUUAUUUUGCUGGGAGGGGGGUCGAUGUAAUUUUUAAUUAGUAAUAUUUAUUUCAAUCAUAAUUUCAUUCAUAAACUUAGUUACUCGAGUUACUUAGUAUUUGUUUUACUAUUCUAUACAUUUUCAUCAUAUCAUCAAAUAGAUAUAUAUAUACAUAUUGUUAUA
This is a messenger RNA of Schistosoma rodhaini, 4945 nucleotides long. The record is from the annotation of a GenBank genome assembly. NCBI's taxonomy places the organism in Eukaryota, Metazoa, Platyhelminthes, Trematoda, Strigeidida, Schistosomatidae.